AUGAAGCGGUAUUUGAACAGGCGAGUUUGCGGCCGUGUCGCAAUGUUUGCCGGCGCCGCCGAGCGUGACAAUUUAACGAGGCUAGCGCUGACAGAUAGCGUGUUUGCUAACAGCCACCGGCGCAAACACGGGGGAGACAUCUUGCAGAUUAAACGGCCGCUUUGUAACCGCACCGGCGUUGAAUGCCCCCAGUCGAGAUGCCUUUCAGGGUUCCGCACGCGAAGGGGAUCGGGAGAGCGGGAGGCCGCUCAGUCGCUCGGCGGCGCCGCUGCGGGCAUGUUGUCGCUGUACCGAGCGUGGCUGGGGCCCAGCCCGUGCGUGGCGAGGCCGGCCCCGCCGCCGGGCGCCCACAGACCCGUGCCGAGGCGAGCUAGAGCUCCCUCAAGGUCUCCAUCGCCGCCCGCCUCGCCUCCGCCGCGCUCCCCCGACUCGAGCGCCUCGAGCGAGCUCGACGUGGAGCGAAUUGAGGCGCCCGAGCCGCUGAAGCGCGCCGGCGCCGUGCUCGACGUGGCCUCGUGCGACGGGCCGGUGCGCUUCAGCCGCGUGAGGAACGCCGCGUGGCGGGAGACCAGCCCCGGCCGCGAGUGGCCCCCCCGCCAGCGCAGGCCCCGCGCCCCCCUACACUACUACCCCUGCAAGACCUGCGGCUCCAAGUUCCCCUCGUACUACUUCGUGCACAAGCACAGGAAGCGGUGCCACGGCGAGAGCGAGGAACCGGAGCCGUCUACAUCCAGCGCG
Messenger RNA from Iphiclides podalirius (scarce swallowtail), 738 nucleotides. The record is from the annotation of a GenBank genome assembly. Lineage: Eukaryota; Metazoa; Arthropoda; Insecta; Lepidoptera; Papilionidae.